AUGGCCCCGCAACGCCCUUCCAAUUGGGACCCUAUAAUGCUCAUAUCUCAGAUAGUAGCCAUGCAAUCAUUACACUACCUUACGCUCGCAACUCUCGCACCACCACUGCUCGCCAUCUUUGCCGCGCCGGAAGCCCUGGCUUAUGAAGGAGGAGCAGCCAGCGUAGGGAUGGUUAUGGACUGGCGGGAAAUUGCGGGCCGGCCCACGUUUCGAUUGCUACAUGGAGAGGAACGUUGGAACGCGUUCGCGGGGGCAUGGAGUGGAGGGAAGAAGUUGACAGAGGGCGGUACGCAGCCAGGCGUGGACCCGUUGAGAGGAUGGGUUCUGGGCGUGGCUUGGGUGCUUGCGUCGACUGUAGAUGCAUAUUACCUCUUCGCGAUCGUGCGCCGGCCACGGCUCAUCCUCGAUUUCGCACUCACUUUACUCUUUAAUCAUCUCGUCAUUACGACGUACUAUGCUGCCGCGGUACCGACAUCUCUGUUCUUCUGGGCUGUCGUCCUCGCGGGUGCGGCGCUGACAGUCAUUCUCGGCGAACAGCUGUGUGUCAAGCGCGAGAUGACCGAGGGCCUCGCGGUUGUCAGAGGGUCGGAUGGUGAAAAUGUGGAGAUGGAAGGGCUUAUGCAGCGGCGAGAUUAG
Peniophora sp. CBMAI 1063 is the source of this 636-nucleotide messenger RNA. The record is from the annotation of a GenBank genome assembly. NCBI's taxonomy places the organism in Eukaryota, Fungi, Basidiomycota, Agaricomycetes, Russulales, Peniophoraceae.